Penicillium chermesinum is the source of this 1341-nucleotide messenger RNA. RefSeq lists its product as uncharacterized. Lineage: Eukaryota; Fungi; Ascomycota; Eurotiomycetes; Eurotiales; Aspergillaceae. The record is from RefSeq and is a predicted model, not a curated record. The transcript is spliced from 2 exons. The annotation marks the transcript as partial.
AACAACUCGUCGAGUCUACCGAAGGCAAGAAGUGCCAUUUCAGCCUCUACGGGGAAUGAAUUCUGGGUGCUUAAGUCAAGUCGCGCUGCCAAUAUCUCCUCUCUAUCAAGGAGCCCUCCACGUGCAUGUCUUAGCACGGAGAUCUCGUCCUUAAUCACGCGGUUUGGUCAAAUAAUCAAGCCGUCCACUGACCCGCGAUACAAUGUUUGGUGGUCUUUCGGGCCAUUUCUAGAAGAUGUGCCGCGGCGUCUCGGUACAAAUGAGGCACUGGACCGUGCCAUCGAUGUACUCACUACGUCCCAUAAUGACGUCUGUAAUGGGCGCGUGGGGACGGUGGGGGCGUUGGCAAAGUACUCUCAUGCGUUGCGCACUCUUAGUGUGUAUGUGGAGGACCCGCGUCAUGCACAGGACUCGAAUACGCUCUGUGCCGUUAUGGUCCUUCUCAUUGCGCAGAUGUUCCUGGGUGGAUCGUCGCAAAUUUGGUCUGGGCAUACAGAAGGUGCCGCGCAGAUUUUAAGAGCACGAAGGAGUUUUGGUCCCCGAGAUGAGUUUGAGAAGAAAUUGUUCAUGUCUUUGCGAGGCAGCGUGUUAUUCGAGGGCCUUUUCAACGAUCGAAUCUGCUUAUCAGAUAACGAAUGGAAUGAUCUUGUCCGGAGCGACGCAGACCAAAACACUCCAGAAGGCCGCAUUCUACUACUUCUCACCCAGGGUCCCUCCAUCAUAGGACGGGGACGUGCCAUCUUAGAAUGUAGCACCGAUUCAACCUCACUCCGCGACGAGGUCUGGACGAUCUAUCAAACUUGCAAGACCGAAUUGAGCGAACUCAAACGCCGCUGGAUAGAAAGCGAUUUUGCUAGCUUUGACUUGACGAGCAUACCGCAACACAAAGUGAGCUACGUUUCCCCAUUCCUGGCUUCGCAUUAUGAGCGGACCUAUGGUAUUGGGCUGAUGGUCACGCUUGUCUUUAAUUGCAUGCUGAGUGCACUGAGUCCUAUGGAUGCGGUGGUGGAGUUUGAUGCAACUUAUAUGUCAGAGGAGGUGCUUAUACUUGCUGAGCGCGGGCAUCAGUAUCGCCCCAUGGCGUCGGGGUAUCUCCUUCUCUGUGCUUCGGUGGCGUGGAUAGCUACUACGAACAGGGCACUCAAAGAAAAGUUGAUGCUGAUCUUGAGCGAUUACCGGGGUGACUUCCAGGUACGUGAGAUGACUUUCAUGAUGAAGGAAAUCGGAUGGGUGGGGGAGCACCUGCGGCUGGGGCGUUCGUAUCGAUCCAAUGCAGCCUCUGUCCGAAGGCAGAUCCGCGCUGAAGAAGACGUCUAUCCGAGCCCUUCACAUGAUAGAUAG